AUCAAAAUUAAUGCACGACAAAAAAAAGAAAACAGCAAAAGUCAAAACAGAAGCUGAGCCGAAGCAGAGCCAAUAGCAAAGCUCGUGAAUGCUUUAAGUGCGCCUUCUUCGAGGGAUUCUCCAUGGAUCUUAGCCGCUUGCCAUGUAAAACAAUUAUCAUAAGAUCGCCAUCAGCAGCGCCGUCAACGUCAGCGUCAGCGUCAACGCUGUUGUCGCCAGCUAACGGACACAGUUCAAAGUGAGCAACAAUUACAACAACAACAACACGAACAAAGCGCCCUCUGCCGCUGCAGCAGCAGCAGCAACAACAAAUCAUAAGAAACUUCAGCCCAACGGCCAUUUGAAGCAACGCCCGGGCCCCCCCCCCCCCCACCUCUCAAGUUUUUGUUUUCAAUUUGAAUUCGCCUUUGGCUAAAGAACGUCAGCGUUGCGUUCGCUGCAGCAGCAAAAACAGCUGAUUAACAUGUUGUUCAGGCCGAACGGCUGGCAACUGCACUGCUAAUUGCGAGCUUGGAGCCAACCCACAAGAAAAACAACGACAACAAUAAGAAGGAGGAGGAGGAGAGCAUAUAAAAAAAAGAAAAGAGGGUGCGCCUUAAUUAAUCACAGUCUUGUCUGUCACGAGCAGCAACAAGAAGAACACAAAGGAGAGCUUAAAAUCAAAUUAAGAGAGUCGCCAAAGAGCGCGCGCGCACGCACGCAGCGCCCUCUAGCGGCAAACAGCAGCAGCAAGGUCAACGUAUAAGACGAUACAAGCCAAGGGGAGAUCAGUAUAAGACGUUAAACAGCAACCCAGCAACCAGCAGCAUAACAGUAUAAGAACUAACAGCAUUCUCUUAACAUGGCAGCGACAAUGUUACGGCUGCUGUUAGCGAGCCUCGUGCUGCUGCUUGUGAUGCUGGCGCAGGAGUCGCUCGGCCACCGGGAUUGGAUGCAGAACUGCAGCAAUUGCCAUUGCCAUUGGAAUUCGGGCAAGAAGAGCGCCGACUGCAAGGGUAAAAAGCUAACAAAAAUACCGCUAGAGAUGAGCAACGAGAUGCAGGUGGUGGACUUCUCCCAGAACCAAAUACCCGAACUGAGGCGCGACGAGUUCCAGGUGGCGGGCCUGCAGAAUUUGCACAAGAUCUACCUGCGCAACUGCACCAUACAGGAGGUGAAUCGCGAUGCGUUCAAGGGUCUGGCCAUACUCAUCGAACUGGACAUGUCCAGCAAUCGGAUCAGCCAGCUGCAUCCGAACACGUUCGAGGGCCUCGAGAAGCUGCGCAAUGUGAUCAUCAACAACAACGAGAUCGAGAUACUGGAGAGCCGGCUGUUCAUCAAUUUGCCCUUCCUAUCGCGCGUCGAGUUCAACAACAAUCGACUGAAACAGGUGCAGCUGAACGUGUUCGGCGGACCGCUGACCGCCAUUUCGCUGGAGCAGAACCAGCUGACCCAUCUGCACAAGGAGACGUUCGACAACCUGCCCAAGCUGACCUACCUGUCGCUGCAGGGCAACGCGUGGAACUGCAGCUGCGAUCUGCAGCAGUUCCGCGACUUCGCCAUGGCCAAGCGCCUCUAUACGCCGCCCACCGACUGCCGUGAGCCGGCCCAGCUGCGCGGCAAGCUGUGGAGCGAGGUGCCCUCCGAGAACUUUGCCUGUCGUCCGCGCAUUAUCGGCUCGGUGCGCUCCUUUGUCGAGGCUAAUCACGACAACGUUACGCUGCCCUGUCGCAUUGUCGGCACACCCCGUCCGAAUGUCACCUGGAUCUACAAUAAGCGCCAACUGAAUCCCAAUCCCAACGAUCAUCACAUACGCAUUCUCAACUCCGUCGAGCAGCAGCAGCAGUCGGAGUCCGGCCAGAUCAUGACGUCGGAGCUGCGCAUCUACGGGGUCCGCAACUCGGACAAGGGCGCCUACAUCUGUGUCGCCGACAAUCGGGGCGGCAAGGCGGAGGCCGAGUUCCAGCUGCUGGUCAACGGUGACUAUAUGGGCGCCUCAUCCGGCUCGGACGGAAUGGGUGGUCUGGGCAUAAGUGGUGCCAUCGGCGCCUCCACCAGCGAUCCGCAGACGAGCAUAUUCCUGGUCAUUUGCGUGAUUGUGACCACAUUUCUGGUGCUGCUCAUCUUUCUGGUGCUGACGCUCUUCUGGUACUGCCGCCGCGUCAAGACCUACCAGAAGGACAACACCAUGAUGAGCGGCGAUGGCUUGAUCUCCUGCAAGCUGGACAAGACCCACAACAGCUCCAUGCUGGAGGGCUCCGUCAUUAUGGAGAUGCAGAAGAGCCUGCUCAACGAGGUGAAUCCCGUCGAGAAGCCGCCCCGUCGCACCGACAUCGAGAGCGUCGACGGCGGCGACGAUAACCACGAGAUCAAGAAGACCCUCUUGGAUGAGACUGCCUACGCCAAUCACACGCGAGACGAUGAGACGCACUCUGUGGCCCUGUCGGAUACAACAAUUACGCCCCGUUCCCGUCACACCUACGUUGAUGAUACGUACGGGAAUAGCCUGCCGCCGGAUUUGCUGGCGUUUCCCGCCCGCGUGCCGCCCACCUCGCCAUCGAUGCAGUCCUCGCAGUCGAACAUACCCGAUCAGAUCAUCUACGGUAUACGCUCCCCGCCGCCGCCGCUCACCAGCCCCGUUUACGCGCACAUGACGCCGCACGGCAUCUACGGCACCACAACGAUCGCAACGGCCAACCACAACGGCUUCAUGACCCUGCAGCAUCCCAAGACCCGCAACCUGGCGCUGAUUGCCACCGCCAACAGUCGCCACCAGCAGCAGCAACAAUUGGCCGCCGCCUUCCAACAGCAGCAGCAGCAGCAGCAACAGCAGCUGGGAUCGUCGUCGUCGUCGUCGGCAUCGCCGUUUCUGCCCGCGCCCGUUGUUUACUCGCCGGCCUCGGCCGUGGUCAUGAAGCAGGGCUAUAUGACGAUUCCGCGCAAGCCGCGCGUGCCCAGCUGGGCGCCGAGCACCUCGAAUGCGGCAGCAGCCGCCGCCCAGCUGCAGCAGCUCGGCGAAUUUCAAUCGCCAACGUCGCCCAAUCCCAGCGAGACAGGAACCGCGACCACCGUCGAGCUGCAGGCGGAGCCUGUCUACGAUAACUUGGGGCUGCGCACCACGGCCGGCGGCAAUUCGACUCUCAAUCUGCACAAGGCACAGAGCGCACAGGCUGCACUGGGCGGACAGGGCGGCGGCAACGGGGGGCAGCAGUACAGCAUGCGGGAUCGCCCGCUGCCAGCCACGCCAAGUCUGACAUCGGUGGCAUCAACAUCGGCAUCAACAUCGGCAUCGGCAUCGGUGGGCAACGCCAGCAAGAUCUACGAGCCAAUACACGAGCUCAUCCAGCAGCAGCAGGCCAUGCAGGCCGCACAACAGCAACAGCAACAGGCACAACAGCAGCAGCAGCAACAGCAACAGCAGCAUUUGUACAACUCGGAGACGGAGCCGCUGUACGGCGGCAGGCUGCACGGGAUUACGAUAUUGCCCGGCUCGAGCAUUAGCGGCGCCGGCCUUGGCUCGCCCUCCUCGACGCUGGGCGGAGCUGGUGGCUCGCCGACGCCCAUGGCCAUGCCGGGCGGGGAGUCGCCAAAAAUGGCCAAGAUACCGCCAAGGCCGCCGCCGAAGCCCAAAAAGAAAAUGUCCGUAACGGCAACGCGCAGCGGCCAGGGCAGCACAAGCCAGCUGUUCGACGACGAGGGCGAGGAUGGCACCGAGGUUUAGUUUACCAAAUAUUUGCGCAGAAUCCACUCAAAAUGCAAUCGCAAAUUAAUUCAAAUUGCCUUUUUAGCAGCAACAGCAGCAGCAACAGCAGCAGAACAUGAAGAUGAAGUUGAAAAGCAGGUUGAUAAGGAAGAUGAGGAGCACGAGCAAACAGUAGCAGCAGCAGCAAGGGGUAAAGCAGAUGAUGAAGAGGAGCAUUAACAACAACGACAACAGCAAUAACAGUAACAGCAACACACAACAGAGAGCAGUUAACAGAUAACAGCUAACAGCUAACAG
Messenger RNA from Drosophila montana, 3979 nucleotides. It is a transcript of the gene kek5, whose product is annotated as kekkon 5. The transcript has 6 exons. Gene Ontology annotation, molecular function: protein binding. The record is from RefSeq and is a predicted model, not a curated record. Lineage: Eukaryota; Metazoa; Arthropoda; Insecta; Diptera; Drosophilidae. The coding region runs from base 842 to 3700 and encodes 952 amino acids.